Molecule: messenger RNA, 1930 nt
Organism: Sphaerulina musiva SO2202
Lineage: Eukaryota; Fungi; Ascomycota; Dothideomycetes; Mycosphaerellales; Mycosphaerellaceae
Product: alpha-L RNA-binding motif-containing protein
Exons: 2
Coding region: 39-1358 (439 amino acids)
Biological process (GO): positive regulation of translational fidelity
Cellular component (GO): mitochondrial small ribosomal subunit
Molecular function (GO): rRNA binding; structural constituent of ribosome
Source: RefSeq, a predicted model, not a curated record
CUUCCGCCCCAUCUCCCAUCUCACAUGCAUUGGCCGCGAUGCCUCGCACGAAGAAGAUACACCAGUUGAAGCUUGCACGAAUCCGGCAGGACUGGUCGAAAUGGAAUCUGUACAAUUUGUCGCGCGUGACGACGCCGCCAGCAGCGAAGCAGACAUUUUUCCAGCAGAAAUGGAUGGCCAAAGCCAUGACGCGUUCAUAUCAUAACCCGUUUGUACGCGAAGGCACGUGGACGAGAAUGUUUGAUCGACGAUUGCCCUCAGUAGUCCCUAUGGACCACAGAUAUCUGGCUGCGAACGAUGGGUCGGAGAUGGCGAGUGGACGAGGAAUGGGCAAGGAGAAGGAUCCCAAAACGAUAGAUCCGAGAAAUCGGAACCUGAAGACACCAUAUAUGCACAUGACAUUUUGGCCACUGGAGAGACGCUUGGAUACUGCCAUACACAGGGCGCUGUUCGCUUCAAGUGUCAGCCAGGCGCGGCAGUUCGUGGUGCACGGAUUUGUCAAAGUCAAUGGUAAGAAGAUGAUCUACCCAGGAUAUCAAUUGAAUCCAGGCGACAUGUUCAGCGUAGAUCCCGAGAUGGUGAUGUUUGCGACUGGAGCGAGGAAGCUCAAGUCAAGCAGCCCCAAAUCUACUCAGGAACUGCGGAGACGACACGAGGCGAGGCUAGCAAAGGCAGAAACAAAAGCUGUCAAGGAAGAGACAGGCAAGGAGGACGAAACUCUGCUAGAGGCAACACCCGCAGAAGAGGAGCAAGAGUACGGCCCCGGCACGAGCUACAGCGCGGAGUUGAAAGUUCUCAUGGGACGCGCAAAGAGGAUCCUUGACGAAUCGAAACUGAAACUUGCGGCGAAGCGACAACAAGAACUUCGAGCAUUCGCAAAAUCACUAAAGAAGACAUUUUCCAAAAUCAAAAGUAUGGAGGAUCCAAAAGCACGGCAGACCGUCGAUGAUUUCGAGACUGCUUUGGCAGAGAUCACAACGAAGAUACCCCAGGAUAUCACUCCCGAAAGCGAAAAACCACAAGCUGCAGCAGGGACUGAAAGCUCGAACCCGCAAGCGAAUUUGGGCAAGGAAGAUGCAUACCGCCUGAGAAAAGACGCGGAGCUUUUGUACGCUGCACUGGAACGAGCACGAGCGAACCCGAUUGAUUCCACGAAGCCGUAUGCAACACCAUGGGAGCCUAGAGAAUACAUGAGUGCCUUUGCCUUCAUCCCCAGGUACCUGGAGGUGAACCAGAAUAUCUGCUCAGCCGUAUACUUGAGACAUCCUGUCGCGAGACCUGGACUGGCCGAAGUGCCUACACCGUUCUCAGCGGAGACGAUGGAACUCGGGUUUAACUGGUAUUUGAGGAGACGGUAGUCAACGUCGCAUAUGAUAUCCUGGAGCAUUGUCUUGGCGGUGCAGCAUCGGAAUGGAUGGAUGAAUGGUUGUAACAUAUGUAUCCACGAGGUUCGCUUCCGCAUGUACAACAACAAUUCCCACAAUAAUAGGCUCCUCGUUAGAUGUGUCAGGAUGUGCCAAAGCAGCAAUAUUUGGUCCUAUUUUGUGACAGCCGGACCACCUAGGUCCACUUGCUUUGGAAGUCCUGUUCCACCUAUCGAUGCGACCCGAGUCAAAGCUAGAGAGGGAGGAGGGGGGCGCUGUAUGGGAAUGCACUCCAUGCAGACAGACAUGCGAAGAUCUGGCGUAGAUGUACUGAUUACUCGUCCAAUACUGAGUGCAGUACGCAGACAUGCCAUGCCAUGCCAUGAUGCCAGCAUGCUUGUUUACCGUAAGUACUAAGAAUAUCUUGUUCGAUCUUGUCGAGUACAAUGCAUGUGAGACGAAUCGACGGGUCGUCUGUGGUUCACCGUUCAUGUGAGAAAAGGAGCCAAGAACAUGUUCUACCCGGCAGGCCGCAGGGUAUCCUUACCUAGGCAUCGAUUAGAACU